Messenger RNA from Epinephelus moara (kelp grouper), 3470 nucleotides. It is a transcript of the gene paqr7a, whose product is annotated as progestin and adipoQ receptor family member VII, a. Gene Ontology annotation, molecular function: steroid binding; nuclear steroid receptor activity. The transcript has 2 exons. Gene Ontology annotation, cellular component: plasma membrane. Gene Ontology annotation, biological process: response to steroid hormone. Lineage: Eukaryota; Metazoa; Chordata; Actinopteri; Perciformes; Serranidae. The record is from RefSeq and is a predicted model, not a curated record. The coding region runs from base 171 to 1235 and encodes 354 amino acids.
ACGCUGACUUCUCCUUCUCACUUGAGAGCAAGAUUCAAUCUGUUGAAUAUUUGUCUCUGCAGACGACAAGAGGAGGAGGAGGAGGAAGAGGCCGAUUCAGCUGCGGACACUGAAGGAAACAAGGAGUCUCAGUAAGGGACCCAGCGUUCAUCAAUCAGCUACUGACGGUUAUGGCGACCAUCGUGAUGGAGAGAAUUGGGCGAGUGUUCAUCAGCCUGCAGCAGAUCAGGCAGGUUCCCCGGAUGCUGACUGAGGCUGCACCCUCCAUGCCCGGCACCGUAAGAGACAUCGAUGUUCCCCACUACUUCAGGGAGCGCUACAUCGGCACCGGCUACAGACCACUCAACCAGAACUGGCGCUACUACUUCCUGUCUUUAUUCCAGCGCCACAAUGAGACCAUCAACGUCUGGACUCACCUGCUGGCAGUUUUAGUUAUUCUGAUUAAACUGCAACAGCUCACUGAGACUGUGGACUUUGUAGGUGAUCCGCAUUCGUGGCCCCUGAUGAUCCUUAUCCUGUCCUCCUUGACCUACUCGGCGUGCAGUGUAAUCGCUCACCUGCUGGGUGGAAAGUCUGAGCUGUGUCACUACACUUUCUUCUAUCUGGACUAUGUAGGAGUAGCACAGUAUCAGUACGGCAGCGCUGUGGUUCACUUUUACUAUGCUGUGGAUGAGGGCAUGCACAGAUACAUGCAUGGGAUCUUCAUGCCUGUCGCCACCAUCCUCAACUGUCUGUCAUGCCUUGGAUGCUGCUAUGGCAAGUACUGCAACCACAACUCGCCGCCGUGGGUGCGUAAGGUGUGCCAGGUGGUGCCUUCAGGACUUACCUAUAUGUGGGACAUCAGUCCUGUGGUUAAAAGACUCAUGUCAUGGUCUACAGCCAGCGAUGACCCUGCCCUUAUUUACCACUUUGGCCAAGUGGCGUUCUUUCUCAGUUGCACCUUCUUCUUCACCGUCCCUCUGCUGGAGCGCUGCUUCCCAGGGCGGUGCGAUUUUGUCGGACAGAGCCAUCAGGUGUUCCAUGUCUUACUAACGUGCUGCACCCUAUGUCAGAUCCAUGCCUCGCACCUCGACUACGUGGGCCGCAGGCAGCUGUACUCACAUCUGCAUGGGAGCAACGAUGCCGCUCUCUUUGUGGGGUUCUAUGUGGUCUCUUUGGUCGUAUGUGCGCUGAUAGUUACCUUCAUGCUGAGGAAAGUUAAAGAAGUGCUGAACUUGAAAAACAAGUGCAAAUAAUAGACCAGAUGUUGUAGGAACUAUAUGCAGAAGCAUUUAUGUGCCUUUCCUUCCAGACUUACUGACCGCUUGAUAGAAAGGGACCUAAUCAUACCGUAUGUGCUGCUGGCUUGUGUUACGUAGAUAGCUGCUGAAAUUUGAAAAUUUCAUGACAGUGCAGUAAGUAACCUACACGAGGGAUACAUAUUGAUAUCCUGAGGUAGUAUUUUGGUACUGAUUUGUAUUGGAUCUUUGAAAUAAUUCACAGUAUCAUAAUUUUUUUCAUUUAUCAGCAAAGGCUAGUGCUUUUACUAAAGAGUCAUAGUAAUCUAAAUCACAUACUCAAAACUUAAAAGCCACUGCCUACAGUAUAUAACCAUUUAUAAGCUCACUGCUGUAACUGAUAACAGUGGAUGACAUGGUCAUAUUUGUGAAAUCUGGUAUAAGUGGAAUAGCAUCUGAAAUAUGCAAAUAUUUAUUUUACAUAUUAUGAAAGUUACUGACUCUAGUUUUUGUUAUUUAUGCUGUCGCCGUAUAUUUAACCCAAAAUGUUGGGAUUUUAAAAUGAUAAUCAUGGAAGUGGUUCAAAGGUGAUACACCAGUGAUACUCAACCCAUGGUCUGUGGACCAAAUCUGGCCCCUGAUAGGGUGUUGGGUUGCUCGCCGACCAUUUUCUAAUUCACAAAAAAAUUUAGUUAAUUCACACUGAGAAUUUUUUUGGACUUUGAAUGUACAUAAGGUGCCAGCGUGCAUUAAAAACAUAAAAAUGGAGCUUGUUUCUAAAGAACAAAUGCCAGGAGGAUCCCCCGGACUCCCCAACGAAGGUCCUAGAGACCUAUGUACACCUGACCUGUGCAGGGAUUUGCUUCUUGGUAAAGGCGAGUUAGGUGAGCAAAUCAGGUUGAAAACAGGCAAUUCAUUUAUUACAUAUACUCAUAAAUAUUAGGGCUGUCAGAGUUAACAAGCUAAUCACGAUGCGAUCAAUUACCGAACAUAAUGCGUUAUUUUUUAAAAAUUCCAUUAAUCGCAUGCUGCUAAUUUGUCACUUCCGCUCACCCUUUUUUCUAGGUAAGCCACCACAGCGGCUUCCUGCUGCUGCAGUGAUGGAAGAUAACGACGACACUGUGCUUUUGAAAGGCUCAUUUUAUGUUAACAAACUCCCAGACGGCUCAGUUAAGAAGUCAAAAGUAAUUUGCACAUUGUGUCAAACAGAAUUAAAACAUCACCGAAGUACUUUGAGUUUGAGCUGCCAUCUAGGAGCUGAGCUCACAGGUACUCAAACUAAAUCGAAGAAGUCAACCACAGUGCUUGCUGAAUGGGUGGCAACUGACUGCAAAACAGUCAGCAUCAAGAACGUCUCCAGACUGUGGGAUGUCCUCAGGUCUGCAUGUUGUGACCAGUCAUAUAAGCUCAUACUCUGUCACAAGGAGAAAUAGUGUCACACAUACAGGACCUGUAAGAAUCAGAGAAAGCAACUAAACUGGAACUCCUAAAAAGUGCGAAUGCUGUCGCGUUAACCGAGGAUCAUUGGACAUCAGUGAGUAAUCAGUAUUAUCUUGGAGUAUCAACACACCAUAUCGGUACUGAUUGGAUUCACAUGUUCUGCAUAUUUUGUACACGCACUCGUGCACAUUUCUCAACGUAGAACCUCAAACACUGUACUUCAGAGAAUAAGCACUUUGAAGUUGUCUCCACUGUUGUGGCAGUGCAGCACUGAUUUGAAAGCAAUAAAUCUAAAAGUCAAGAUCAUAAAGUCAGUGUAUUUGCAUUCAUUUGAUUCCCAAUCAAGACAUUCUAGUAAGAACUGCUUCACCUGCAAAAUAUGGACUUCAAAAGAGUUUUGAAAUGAAAAAUAAUGAAAUGCGAUUGAAAAUGAGCUAGACAUUCGGCGAUUAAUCCUGAUUUUAAAAAUGUAUUGUUUGACAGCCCUAAUAAAUAUGGUUAACGUUUUGGUGGCCUCCUGUCACUUUGCAAAGUGAGCACCGGGCCAAGCAACUUGAGUAUCUCUGUGUAGGGCUGGGUAUCGAUUCAGAUUUUCCAGAUCGAUUCGAUUCGAUUUUCAAGGACUCAGUUCAGGAUUCGAUUCAAUUCAAUUCAGUUCAAAAUCGAUUCAGUCAAGUAUAUUUAAAUUAUGAUACAGAAUUUGCUUGGAUAUUAAGAUAUUUUCUGAGAACUAACAAAGUAUAUUUAACAAGGAACCCUCUGACUUGGUGCAUUACUAUUAAAAAUACUGUUUACAUUAAGAAUUGACCCCAA